CUUAUCGAGUGACGCACUACCUUAAUUAAUGAUUCACGAUAUGUUUAUUACCGAGUCCUGAGACGUUCAGGUAUUCCUAAUAAAAUAAUGCAUUUCUUCACACGGUUACGAUUCACUUUGUGGACUGGUUUAUUUCUAGCCUAUAUAUCGAAGAUUCAUUGCAUAGGUUUAUCCUGCUACCAAUGCACCGUCGCACCAAAUCCUGGCGCCAAAGUUUCUGCUAGUCAAAUUUGCAGUCAUUUCGACGAGAGCCAACACUUUCAAACGUAUUGUCCACAUUCGACGCUAUGUAUGAAAAAAUCCAUAAGACACCGACUUGGCAAUGGAUCGCUUGUUUUGACAAGCGUCGAACGAGGCUGCGCGCCGCAACUGAAUGUCAGUAAAGCUUACGACUUCCAAAAAAAAUCGUGGUACGAUACACACGAAGUUGUAACCUCGGCGUAUGACGAGAGAUGUUACUUCGGUGAGGACAGAGGAUCCCCGGGUGGACCACCCGAAUAUUGCUUCUGCAGUUUCCACUUGUGCAACGGGAGCGUGGCUAAGAAAAUCGCAUACUAUUUAGCUUGGAUGUCGAUUGUUGGAGUAUUUUCAAUGCAAAGUAUUAUUCUCUAGUCUGCGAGAAGAGAUGAAGGACGAUAUCGCCAAAAUGUCAGACGACAUUUUUCCUCGAACAUCUAUCGAACAGGAAAAAGAAUUAAAAUAUUUGUAUUAUACUACACGGGAUAAUCGACAGUGUACUUUUCCAAAAUUCACUGCUGUCGAGCUAUUGAAAAAUGUACAUAUACAUUUAAGCUAUCGAUCGAUCAUGGUAUUGUUAUUGAUGUCAAAGGAAUUUAUUUUUUAAGAUUCGGCAACGAAGAUGUGAUCUCGUUGUUGUGAUUAACGAAACGGGUUCGAGCCUAUUUUAUAAAUUAGCGUUCAAAUAAAAUUUUACAAGCUUACUCUAA
Venturia canescens is the source of this 947-nucleotide messenger RNA. RefSeq lists its product as uncharacterized. The coding region runs from base 88 to 612 and encodes 174 amino acids. Lineage: Eukaryota; Metazoa; Arthropoda; Insecta; Hymenoptera; Ichneumonidae. Gene Ontology annotation, biological process: sleep; regulation of synaptic transmission, cholinergic; positive regulation of voltage-gated potassium channel activity. The record is from RefSeq and is a predicted model, not a curated record. The transcript has 3 exons.